Molecule: messenger RNA, 1038 nt
Organism: Aspergillus udagawae
Lineage: Eukaryota; Fungi; Ascomycota; Eurotiomycetes; Eurotiales; Aspergillaceae
Product: zinc-dependent alcohol dehydrogenase family protein
Exons: 2
Coding region: 1-1038 (345 amino acids)
Molecular function (GO): oxidoreductase activity
Source: RefSeq, a predicted model, not a curated record
AUGUCUACUCAAAACGUCAUCCGACUCACUUCCCAGGGCUCCUGGGAGAAUCUUGCCCACUUCAAAGAGCCCAUUCCUUCAGCUGGCAAGCAUGAAGUACUCAUUGCGGUCAAAAGUGUGUCAUUAAACUUCCGCGACAUUGCUAUCGCAACUGGAAAAUAUCCGUUCCCCGUCAAGGAAAACGUCGUUCCUGGUUCGGAUGCCGCCGGCGACGUUGUUGAAACAGGUGAGGGGGUGUCUGGUUUCAAACGUGGUGAUAAGGUCAUUGUUGCCUUUGACCCCACUACAUUGUAUGGGCCGAUCAAGAAUUGGGGCAAUGGCUUGGGUGGCCCCGUCGACGGUGUUUUGAGAGAAUACAUUUCAGUCCCGGCUCAGGCUGUCGUGAAAAUUCCUGAAAACUCAACGCUCAGUUAUGCCCAGUGGGCCAGUGUUGUUUGCACUGGUACCACAGCCUGGAACUCGUUGUAUGGAAACAACCCUUUGAAGCCGGGACAGACCGUUCUGUUCCAAGGCACAGGUGGCGUAUCUAUCACCGGUCUUAUGUUGGCAAAGGCUGCAGGUGCUAAGACCAUUAUCACAUCUUCUUCUAACGAGAAGCUCCAGCAUGUGAAGGCCCAGUACGGUGUUGACUACACUAUCAACUAUAAGGAGACCCCCGACUGGGCUGCUGAGGCUCAAAAGAUUACCGAUGGACAGGGGGUCGACUUCAUUCUCGAAAAUGGUGGCUCGGGAACUAUCAAGCAAUCCCUUGAUGCCAUUGCUUACGGUGGUGUGAUCUCAGUGAUCGGAUUCCUCUCUGCUGCGAAGCAAGAGGAGAUGCCUGAUGUUGCUGGUCUUGCCUUGGCCAAGGGAGCUGUCGUCCGUGGUAUUAUGGUUGGCUCAAAGCAGCAAAUGGAGGAUGCGACUCGGUUCAUUGGUACACACAAUCUUUCCGUGGCAGUGGAGAGGACUUUCAAGUUCGAUCGUGAUCAGGUGGUUGAGGCAUUGAGCUAUCUUGCCAGUGGACAGCACAUCGGCAAGGUCUGCAUCGAUUUUUGA